Molecule: messenger RNA, 3156 nt
Organism: Apiotrichum porosum
Lineage: Eukaryota; Fungi; Basidiomycota; Tremellomycetes; Trichosporonales; Trichosporonaceae
Exons: 1
Coding region: 1-3156 (1051 amino acids)
Molecular function (GO): protein binding
Source: RefSeq, a predicted model, not a curated record
AUGCCCCCACACGACGACGAGUGGGCCAUUGAAGACGUCGACGUCCCCGAUGGUCUCGCUGAACUGUUCACAUCCCUCGUCCCCGGUCUCCCACCCAGGCGCGAUACAGCACACUCUGCGGCGCGCAUGUCCCGCUCCUUUGUCGCAGAUUACAUUGCUGCGACUGCAGAACGCAACGCAGCCUCUCAACGAGACGCCGAGUCCAACGCAGGCGAAGCGUCGACUACCGUCGCCGCGGGCCCGUCCAGUUCUUCGUCAUCUGUCACAGCAGACCCAUCUGCUCCUCGACAGAACAGCGCCCUCACACUGGAACACAUCCUUGGCCCGCCACCUCGCGCGUCUCCCUCCCCCGAACGUCGAGUCAUCGUUCCAUAUCACGUCCGUCGCACAAGCGCCUGGCGCUUCUCUGCCGGCGCAGCACAAGCCCAGAACCCGCCCAACUCGAGCUCUUCCCCCAUGCUCGGCAUGAGCUGGCCCAACGACGGUAUCGACGGCCCCCGCGAGCGUUACCCAUGGACCAACGCGAUUGCCACUGCACGCGCAGCGGGAUACGGGAGUGCCAGUGCGAGUCGCCGCGCCAGUGCCAGUGGGCCCAGCAGUGGCGAACCGCCUGCCCCGGCCGAUGAAGUACCGCCACCUCGCUCGCGCGCUCGCCGUACAAUCCUCGCCGACUCUGCUCCUCGCCCGCGACCUGGUACUGUUCCCCAGGUGACAUUGACAGGACGUGACACUCUCUACUCAUCCAUGCGUGGUACGGGGGCAGCGGCGAUGGACCCCCCUACAAAUGGCACCAACGAACGCAUGGCCACCCAAGUCCUCCGCCGACCUGGCCGCCGAGGCGACCGUACAAUGUACGUCUACGACCCAGAAGACUUGGGUUACAACGACCCGCUGUGGGAUUUCCUCGGCGAGCCCGAAGAGAGCGACGAAGACGACGACCGGUGGGGCAUGUUUGUCGGGGCCCAGCCGACGACCAUUGCAGCGGGCACAGGCGUCGCUACGGGUUUUACAACAGCAGCGGGUGCAGGCGUAGGCGCAGGCGCCGACGGUCCGUCUGCUGCGGACAUGCUCGAUCUGGACGGGUGGGGCGGAUCUCCCGAGACGGGCGCCUCGCUGAGUCGAGGACGCUUCAACCGCCGUCGCGCGCAGAGCUUCCGUUCCUCCACCCGUGGUGAAGCCGACAAUGUUGACGGCGACCACUUUAUGAUCGACUUUAGCCCACGCACACGUUCAUGGGCACCGACAAACCGCAACGACGUCGAGGGAGCGCCCAGUCCUGAAGUUGUCGGUGCCGAGGCUGCCACAACACCUGGGCCGCUUGGACGCCGUAGUCGCGAGCGUGAGGACCAAGACGGCGGGGACAGCAACAAUCCCAAGCGCAGGAAACGCGACAGGGCGACCGUCCACCCACACUACCUUUCCCUCACCGACCUCCCGCCGUCUACUCUGCUUCCAUCCGACUUUGCGCCUCCGCCUCACGACUCGCACCUCGAGCUCAGUGUCGACACACGUACCGCUGCACCACACCCAGUCGUCACUUUCGGCACGCGCAACAUCAAGAGCCUGCGCGACCUAGACGAGGACGCGCGUUCUGUACGUACCAACCGCCCCAUACCCAACGGUAUCGGAGUCUACUACUACGAGGUGGACGUGCUCGACAAGGGCGACAAGGGCUUCAUCUCUGUCGGAUGGAUGAACGGCGACAACAGCCUCAAGCGUCUUGUUGGAUGGGACAGGGGCGCGUAUGGGUGGCACGGUGACGACGGCAAGGUGUUUGAGGGUGAGGAGAAAGAAGGACUCAAGUUUAGCGACACUUGGGGUGCCGACGACACGGUCGGCUGCGGCAUCGACUAUACCACUGGCCGCGCCUUCUUCACCAAGAAUGGUGUCUUCCAGGGCAACGCGUUUGCGCGUCUCCCACACAACCUCUACCCGGCCGUCGGGAUGCGCACGGUCAACGAGUCGGUCGCCGUCAACUUUACUGGGCCGUUCAAGUACGACAUUGACGCGCACGUGCGCGCCAUCAACGAAAAGGUCGUCAAACAAGUGCUCGCCCCGCCCAAGACGACCUUUGCCGCCUGGUCGGCCCCCAAGACCGUCGUGCCCCGUCUCGCAGGGCUUGGAGAGAGUUCCGGCGACUUGCCCAAAGUCAAGCCGUCUACCACCACUGUGGAUCCGCGCAAGACCAAGGGUACUCGUAAAAAGCACGCCAAGGGCCCAGCCGACCCCCACGAUAUCCCGUCUGCUCUCCCUCCCGACUCGCCACUGCAAGACCCGGCCUCGCGCGCCACUGCCGCCUUUGUCCUCGACCACCUCUCGACCGCAGGCCACGGCCGCACCCUCGCGUUGGUCAAGCAGGCCAUGGCCAAGCGCGGCUGGCUCGUGCCCGCCGACGCCGAGGCGCACGAGCCCGACACCGUCGUCCCGCCCAGACCCACCGACGUCGACUCGCCAGCUGACAGCUUUGCGUCCCCCACGGCCGCUCUCCUCGCCCUGGCACGUGCCAUUGCGGACGAAAGCCACGAGCGCGGACGCAUCCCCUUCGUCCUCGUCGAGAGCCUGCCCCCGCUCCCAGAGGACAUUGGACGCCGGUUGAAGGUAUACGACUUUGCCGCGGCUGCAUCCGCGGCCGCUGCGGCAUCUGCCACGCGGGCGGACAACGACGCAAUAGCCAUCGACGGCGACGGCGACGGCGACGGCGACGGCGACGGCGACGGCGCGGUCUCGGAGACCAACUCGGACAUGGACACGGACUCGCGCGUCCUCUGCCUGGGCCGGGACCUGCGCCGGCAGGCGCGGGACGACCGCUGGUCUCCGGGCGACAUUGAGCUGCUCGACCACGCGGCGUCGCUGCUUGCGCUCGGCCCUGGUUCUGGCGGCGCUGGCGCUGGCGCUAGUCCAAACGACACGGCGGUUCACGCCCUGCGCGACAGUCGACGCCGGGACGCCGUCGAGGUCGACCGCGUCCUGCGCGAACAGCUGGGCAUCAAGGCCCAGUCGUACCUCCACCUGGCGAUUGCGCAGACCCAGCUCGUACACGAGGUGCUCCGCGGGAGGGGGGAGGGGUACGCCAGUAUGGUCGGCGUGGAUGAUGUGCUGGGCAAGCGGAAGCGCGUGGCAGAGGCGGAGAGUAGCAGCAAGGAGGAGGGUGUGUGA